Trichoderma breve is the source of this 1074-nucleotide messenger RNA. Its product is annotated as eukaryotic aspartyl protease domain-containing protein. The coding region runs from base 1 to 1074 and encodes 357 amino acids. The transcript is spliced from 3 exons. Gene Ontology annotation, biological process: proteolysis. Gene Ontology annotation, molecular function: aspartic-type endopeptidase activity. Gene Ontology annotation, cellular component: fungal-type vacuole. NCBI's taxonomy places the organism in Eukaryota, Fungi, Ascomycota, Sordariomycetes, Hypocreales, Hypocreaceae. The record is from RefSeq and is a predicted model, not a curated record.
AUGCACGUUCCUCUUGCAUCUCUCUCAUUUGCUUCCCUCGCCGCGGCUUCUCUACCAGAGGGCGUGAUCGAAAUCCCGCUCCAGCGCAUCAAAAACCAGAGCGCGUAUGGCGCCGAAUUCCUCGUCGGCAACCCGCCGCAAAAGGCCAUUAUUUCGGCCGACACGGGCAGUCCGACAUAUGCCUUUGAGUCACCCCGCAAUGUCGUAUGCCAGAAUGGCUUCUGCUCAAGCUACGGCACUUACGACAACACCACUUCCACCACAACAAAAUGGAUCAGCGAUGGCUAUAACGAUUUGCUCAUCGACCAUGGCUUUGGAAGCUACAUCAACGACACUCUUCAGGUCGGCGGCAUCACCGUCAAAGACAUGAUGUUUGGCGUCGUCGAGCUAAACGCUGCCUCUUUUCCCAUCAACACGCAACAGACUGCCAUUUUCGGCCUUGGAGCCUUCUGUCAGACCAAGGCCUGUGACACCUACCCGACUUUCAUCAACCAACUAUACGAGCACGGUGUCAUUUCCCGCCGUGCCUUUAGCGUAUAUCUAGGACCGAAUGAUGCCGACGCCAAAGCGUCGCUGCUCAUCGGUGGAAUUGAUCUGGCUAAACGCCAGGGUCCCGUUUACAAAUUGGAUGUCCUAGAUCCGACCACGAUCGCGGCGAAUGAGCAGCCAAACUGGAUCCCCCUUUCCAGCCUCGAAUUGCAGCUUGCAAAUGGAACCAAAGUCACCUCUACCUAUGACAAUGGCACAUACGCUCUCUGGGACACCGGCUCUCCCGGAUGGUACGUCCAGCAAGAUCUUUUUGACGCCCUCACCAGUUAUUGGGGGCUCGCAAACCCUGAUCCAAAUGACACCUUAUUUGUGGACUGCAAGUUCCGUGAGCCAUCUGAUGACUCCAUUGCUGUGAAUCUUGACAACGGUGAUGGCACUUGCACUGCACCUGUUGCGCCGUUUGGUACCUUAAUGGGUGAUACUUUUCUCCGCAAUGUCUACUUUACCUUCGAUUACGACAACCUGACGAUUGAGUUUUCUCUCGCAAAGUACACUGAUGAGACGAACAUUGUCAAGAUUGAGUAA